GCCCGGAAUCCAGAGGUCAAAGGUGGCGUGUGCAGACCAGGUGGUGAACACCAUGAUAGAUCACAUGACCAACCCCAGCAGCCAAUCACAUCUGCUGCUCAACUCAGGGGACAGUGUGGUUCUGUGUGUCAACAAUCUGGGAGCUCUGUCCUGUUUAGAAAUGGCUGUGGUCACAAGAGCUGCACUCUCUACACUGGGCAACACAAGGACACCAUCAAGGCGUACUACCGGGGUCCUGAGCCGACUCAAGCAACACCCUUCCAAGAUGGCAGCCAACGGUAGCAGCACGGCUAGCAAGUCUAGUAACAAUGCUGGGGGGAAACCAACUGGGCCGACGGCCGAACAGGUGGUGGGGAACUUCCAGAGGAUGCGUCAGGAACAGCGCGGCAUGGCUUCCAAGGCAUCCGAGUUUGAGAUGGAGAACAACGAACACAGCCUAGUAAUUGAAACCCUUAAGGAAGUUGACCCUUCCAGGAAGUGCUUUCGUCUAGUAGGGGGAGUGCUUGUGGAGAGGACAGUGAAAGAGGUUCUGCCUGCAUUGGAAAACAACAAAGAACAGAUCACCAAGAUCAUAGAGACCCUGUCCUCACAGAUGCAGACCAAAGGCCGUGAACUCACGGAGUACAGGGAAAAGUACAACAUCCGAUUGGUCGGAGAAGGCGAGGGAGAGGGGCAAUCGGCAGACUCCAGGGACAGUGAGGGCGGGGCUUCGAAAGGCGGUACUGGUGUUCUGGUGUCCUAGAUUGUGGACAGACACAUCAGUACUGGAGGAGGGGGGGGGGCUGAUAUUUUCUGCUAUGCCAAAACAUGGUUGAGACGCAUUAUCUACGUUUGUCAUUAGGGCUACAUUUUUACACAGGAUAUCACAGAUGCAGAUAUGUUUGAUUAUUUUGGUAGGAUUUUGUCCAGGUUGCCAGCAUUCAAAGAUAACCGAUUUAGAAGCAACAACCACGAAUGCCAGAUAUAUUGUUCAAAACAGUGUGCUACAUGUUCAACCCCUGUUAGCUUGCUAUUGUGUGUGCGUUCAAUGUUGGCAACUUGAAGAGGGUGACUGUUCCUAAACACUUUUGUGAAAUACCAGAGAAAGUCUUUUGAGUCACAAACCUCCCAAUAUAUGUUUUGAAUUUCCUUUAAUUAGCAGGAAGUAUUUCAGUGUAAGCCCCUGUCAUUUAAAGUGUAUAGUUCCGUCAUGGUUAAAUUCACCUUUUGGAGAGAUCGGUGAAUGCAUGGACACCAAACACCACAGGCAAUUAAUUGCUUAGUAGAAGGAUUAAAACAUUGAAUAAAUACCUGUUCAAGAUACUGUACUCAAGUUACACAGGCCUUUUGGUUGGGAUUAAGAGAAACUAUUAAAUUAACUUUUUUUAAGGGUGUUCAUCAUAGGCUAGUCAUGUUUUUUUUUUUUUACUGAACUUCACUUUGAGGUCGUACUGUAAACCUCUUUCACGUCAGGCGAUGAUCCAUAACAGGCUUUCCCACUCCUGUCAAUCAGUUAAUGUUUACUCCUUCACAAUCAAAUAUUAAUGAGUUGCUCCUGAAAAUGCAACCUCACUGAGGGAAAAAGGUCUAGUCGUUCCAUUUUUGGUAAUAAACAGGUGUCCCUGCCCAUUAUGGAGCAGAAGGGUAAAAUGUGAAUGUACUUCUUGCUUCAGUGAGAACUGAUGAAAUCGAUAAGUAGAUGCACAUAACCAUUCUAGAUUUUUGGAACUGUUAGCGUUCAUUUGAACCCAACUUGCAUCAGUAAGAUAAUGGCUACAAAGCUAUAGGGAUGGACGUGUUCUGUUAAUUAUGAAUUAAAGGAUUUGAAAAGUA
Messenger RNA from Gadus chalcogrammus (walleye pollock), 1812 nucleotides. It is a transcript of the gene pfdn2, whose product is annotated as prefoldin subunit 2. The record is from RefSeq and is a predicted model, not a curated record. The transcript is spliced from 7 exons. Bases 53 to 742 code for a protein of 229 amino acids. Gene Ontology annotation, molecular function: protein folding chaperone. Gene Ontology annotation, biological process: protein folding. Gene Ontology annotation, cellular component: cytoplasm; prefoldin complex. NCBI's taxonomy places the organism in Eukaryota, Metazoa, Chordata, Actinopteri, Gadiformes, Gadidae.